CGUAUGAAUCAGGGGAGGGAAGGCAUGAUACAGUGCUGUUCUGGUCGCGGAAAUGACGACACGGCGAUGGCGGCCCCGGGGUCUGUUCAGAGCGGAGGCAGUCGGCAUAUUAGACAGUGUGGCGCGCAGGGGAGCUGUUUUCGAGGGACCCGAGUUAUAAGAAAAGUUUCCUGCACGCUGAUAAUUAUUUAUUUAUUUUCCUUCUGAACUGUAAAGGAUUGACGGUUUUAUAUUUAUAUAUAAAGAAGAGGUAAUUCCACGAAGAUCCUGGCUUGGUGUAGAGUCGCGACGGCAGGGUCAACUCCAGCACAAUGGUGGCGGCGGACAGCAGGCGGUGUGCGGGUGGGGGAAGCUGACGACGCCCAAGCAGUGGAAUAACAGCGACAGCAACGCCAGUGACAGCAGCAGCAGGUGUGGCAGCAGGACACGGGACUGACGGCGCCGCAGUCAUGGAAUCUGUCAAGGUUGUGACUCCGCAGAAGCUGUCCGCCAUGGUCAGGAGCAGGGCGGACAAGGCCCUCAUCAUAGACAGCCGCACCUUCUGUGAGUUCAACACCUCGCACAUACUCAACUCUAUCAACGUUUGGUCGUCAAAGAUCAGGAAGAAGAGACUGCAGCAAGAUUCCAUCUCCGUGCACGACUACCUCCAGCAGGCGUGCCACGUCUCGGGCCUGCACGACGGGCUGGACAUCAUCGUGUACGACCAGAACGCCCCCUCACUCUCCGCCGUUCCCCAGGACUCGUUCCUGCACGUGCUCCUCAACAAGCUCGGGCGCGCUUUCCCCUCCGUCUACCUCCUGGCUGGCGGUUUCCUCGAGUUCCAGGCGAGAUUCCCGGAGUUGUGCGAGGACUCGAGCAAGAAGUGCACGCCCCUGACCACCCAGUCCCAGCCGUGCCUUCCCGUCUCGAACGUGGGACCCACUCGCAUCCUGCCCUUUCUCUAUCUCGGAUCUCAGCACGACGCCAACAACAAACAACUCCUUUCUGACCACAACAUCUUGUACGAGCUGAACGUGAGCGUGUCCUGCCCCAAGCCGGACUUCGUGCAGGAGUCCCACUUCAUGCGGAUCGCCGUCAACGACAACUUCAGCGAGAAACUGCUCCCUUAUUUCAAUGAUGCCUUUAACUUCAUCGACAAGGUUCGUGAGUCGGGCGGCUGCGUGCUGGUCCACUGUCUGGCGGGGAUCUCGAGGUCGGCCACGGUCGCCAUCGCUUACGUCAUGAAGCAUCUGCGACUUCCCUUUGAUGAAGCUUAUAUGUACGUGAAGACGCGGCGCCCGACCAUCUCCCCGAACAUCAACUUCGUGGGCCAGCUGGCCGAGCUGGACCGGCAGCUGCGGCGCGACGCGGGCCAGCGGGACCCGACCUCCGCGCCCAUCCUCUUCCGCAGCCACGAGUCGCACUCGUCGGGUUCGUCCACUGCCUCGAUCUCGUCCUCGGCGGCCUUCGCGUCGACCUACCUGGAGAGGCACGCGUGUUCGGGCCUCCAGAGCAACAUGCCCAAGUCGCUCAGCCUCAACCUCCGGUCGACCCUCGAGGCCGUGCCCGCCUCGCCGUCCUCCUCACCUCACUCCCCGGACAUGUCGCCCUCCUCGGCGCUCGCUCGACUCAGCUUCGCCUCCGCCCUGGACGAGCUGCACGACGACGGGCUCCCCGCCACGCCCAAGUGCCCCUCGCCCGCCACGCCCAUCUCGUGUCUACCUCCUUCCUCUCCCGCCACGGCGAUCGUCCGCGACUCCAAUAGUUCCCCGGUCUUCUCCUACAGAAAGACUUCUAGUUCUUCACCCACGUCCCCUGCCUUCAGCUCCUUCUACAAGAGCAAGGAGGUGUCUAGUCGGACUAGUAGUGACUACAGAAGUGAGGCUAAGAUUACGUCUUUAAAAGAAAGCUUUACAUCUAGUGAUAGCAUUAAGAGUACAAGCGGGUCAACCAGCAAUUAUUACAGUAGUGCCACCUUUAAAGUGGGGGCGGCCGAGGCAGGGAGAGGGGUGGGGGGAGACGCGAGAGGGAGAGAGGAAAAGAAAGUGAGCAAUACGUCCUCUUCCUCCUCCUCCUCCUCCUCCUCUUCCUCCCGGCGGUGCAGUGACGGCGAGGCGCGGCAGGUUUCUGUGUGUGUGAUUGACGUGAAAAGAGAAAAGUCGCCGGUCAGCUUCGUCCGCCGAGAGCCGCUGGUUGUGCGUGAAACUCAGGUCAUUGCCACGCCGUGUCAUGUGAAGCCCGAGGUCAGGUCUGUGCUGGAGGUGCAGCUCGAGGACGGCCGGCAGAAGGAGGAGCACAUCACGGUCAAGGAGGGGACGAGAAAGACGGCCGAGGAGAAAACCUCCAAAGAGAACAACAAGAAGAAUCAGGAAGACAAGAAGGAGGCGCGCGAGGAGUCGGUUCUGACCAUCGAGAGCUGCCGGCCGCCGCCGAAGGAGGAGGCUCCGGCGCGGCCGAGGGAGGUCAUCGUGCCCAUCCAGAUCGCCGGCGCCAGGGAGGGCCGGCCGCGCGUGCUGGAGCUGAGCGUCCCCUUCAGCGGCCAGAAGCAGCAGAAGGCGCAGCAGAGCCAGCCGCAGCCCGCCACCACCGCGUCCACCGCCUGCACUACCAAAGUACCUGGAAGCGGAGUCUGGUUGCCCGAGAGCCCCAGAGAAGCAUCAGUCGCCGGUCCGCCCACGGCAGCCACGCCCAACUCGCCUCACUCGCCGGGCGUGCAGCAGAGUGACUCAGGAAUCAUCGUGGAGGAGGAGAGAGGCGAGAUCCCGCCCAGCCCGCAGCGCCUCCCGCGAUGCUACUCCUCCAGCGAGACGCACCUCAACACGCGCAGGCUGCUGGAGCACCGCAACCCGGACUUCACCGCCCGAAAGUGCUCCAGCUACGACGAGGUGGGCCGGGCGUGGCCCCACAGCCAGCACCCUCAGCCGCACCAGCAGGGCGUGGGGCGCGAGAGCACGACCUGGCUGUGCCCCUGGGAGCUGGCGCGCAGUGACAGCGUCUCGACCAGCGGCUUCGGCUCGGAAAUCUCAGACACGGAUCUCCUGCACGACGACGCCCACUCCACCACGACCCAGGAGGACGCCCUCGGGCCCUACGACGCGGUCUUCGCCGACGUGUUCCCGGGGGAGCAGGUGCCGAAGCAGCAGCCCACGACGCCCAAGACCCCGCGGCCCGCGAGCCUCCCCGGGGUCACGGGGGCCUACUUCUCGCACUUCGAGUCAAGCGCGGACCCCGGCUUGGACAUGGGAGUCGACAUGGGACCCGGCAGCGUCGAGCUCCGGCACAGCGGCAGAGGGCGGCUGGGGAUCGAGAAGAAGGACUCGGGCUAUUACUCCUUCCUGACGGAGCACCCGCCCGUCAGCCCUCGUACCAUGGGCGAGGGCGUGAGGCACACGACCACAGAUGUGCCCUGGCCAAAGGAACGUCCACGAGAUCUGCGGCUCCAGAUAACUACCCUCUCUGGACCCCACGUUCACGACACCCCAAAGAUCACCACCACUAUCCCCCGGACGCACGCACCUACUCACACCUCUUCGGGGGACGCCAGAACCUCUCCGGAAAAGCGUAUGACUCCCGAAAAGAGGAAAAGCCGGGGGAGUAGCACUGAAGAGAAUGAGGAAAAGCGCAGGAGCUGUGAGGUGGAGGCUCACCAAUGGACACCGCCUCGACAGACCAUCAACAUAGGCUCAGGUGUUCGGAUGGCACAGGAACUACUUCGCGGUGUGGAACAGCUGCUGGACUCUGAGAUGGGUGAACUGAGAAGGCGAACAGCUGCAAUGUCCUCGCGUUUGAGGUUUUUGGGUCGAAGUGAUGCUUCCUCUGACUGCACAAGCAACAUUAGUAGCCCAAGUAGUACUUCCAGCAGUGGGAACAGUAGCAACAGUGGCAUGAGUGGUAGCAGUAGCGACAACAGCCCAAAGGUUCACACUACACACAUCAUUGUCACCACACUGGAAGACGACCAGCCGCAGGAGGAGAAGUCAGUGCGAGGUUUGAAGACUGGUCCCUUGCAUGGAGAAUCUGAUCACAUGCCAGGGACUCUAGGAACUGGACGAGCUCGAAGUGAACCUCCUUUUGCGGGUGAAGAAGGCCUUUAUCGCGCCCGGUCAUGCCCAGGACUGCCAAGACCCACAGGAACGUCAGAAGGCAAUGAAACAGUUGCCGCCUUAGUCUCAGAUUUACAGUUAGUGCGCCUCCGUGGCUCUCGUCCUCAGGCAUCAAGAGAAAAAUUCUUUAAUCGAUAUUCUUGCGGAGCUUUAGAUGCUCAGCAAACAACAUCUGCUUCAGCAUUUGAGUCCUGUCCAGACUUUGGCAACCUUCGUCCCUGUGUGCGUGAGGGUGACUCCAUCCAUUCCUCAUCCUCCUCCAUCUCUUCAACUCACUCUUCUUUCACGCGCCUCCUGCAAGUGUCAUGAGUCAUCCUCAAGAUAGCAAAGUUCAAGUGUAUAUUACUUAUAACGGGGUGUGAAAAUCUAGUGCAACAUGUCUUGGUGAGCAUGAAAGCCAUCAAGUUUAAUUUGUAGUUGUAAUUUAUGAAAAAAAGUUUUAAGCCAGUACAGGAUAGAACCUUCAGGUAAAAUUAAGUACCAGAUGUGACUGAUACUUGGCAGCUUGUGCAUGGACCUUGGGUGUUGUUGAAGCAGAUAAGCAGAUAAUUACAUGUGUUAGUGGUGGCAAUGUUAUGCUGUAAAAGCCAUCCUUGUGACUAAACAUGACCCGUUCCUAAAUGUAAGACUUAAUAAGUGCCGCAGAUUAGGUUGAAUAUUACCUGAAAUAUACCACUUGGUGAACACUUUAGUUCAAGAUGCUGGCACACACAUGUAGAUUUUUCUCUGUAUAGUGGUGAGGGCCCCUACACACUAGUCGCAUGCGGAACUGGAGUAGAGAAGCAAGCUUGUAUGAUAAUGAGGAUAUGAAUAUUAUUUUAUUUUAAUAUUUUCAUAGAUAACCUGAUUUGUACAUUGAUAAAAAUGUAGAGAAUUAAUGUUAUAUAAUCAAUAUUGAUGAUGCAUUCAAGGGUAUGUUAUGGAUAUUUUGUUCAAUUAUUCAUACUAAUAUAGCAUUACUACUAUGAAGAAUUGAAGUCAUACAGGUAAUCACACAGGUAACUUAAAAUAAAGUGUAAGAGAGUACAGGUGACUUCUCUGGCUCUAAUGUUGUGGUUUGCAAAUAUCCUCACUUGUUACUUAAUGUUCUACCAGUUUAUUGGGAGGGGCCCCAUGUGUUACAUGUAAAUACCUAGAAUAUAUUUGAAUCACUUUAAAUUAUUAAACUUCAUUGGACUUACCUUAUAGACUCAGGCAGCAAGCAGUACAUAUAAUGCUGAUGUUGUAUAUAGAUACCUAGAUUACUAAUUUUAACAGUAUGGUAAUCCACUAAGAUGACUUAGUUGACAAGACAUGACUGACUGGAGGUGGGAAUAAGACAAAUGAUUAGCCAUAAAAGAAAGAAAAAAA
Penaeus vannamei (Pacific white shrimp) is the source of this 5432-nucleotide messenger RNA. The record is from RefSeq and is a predicted model, not a curated record. Lineage: Eukaryota; Metazoa; Arthropoda; Malacostraca; Decapoda; Penaeidae.